CUUCGUAUAUAAGGUGAUCAAUCUCGUAGUCUAAAAUUCAGUUCACUUCUAACGCGUUUCGAAGCCGGUUUUCGCGAAAGUUUUUAUUCUAUUUGUGACUUCGUGGAAAUAUUGUUUGUUAUUCAAAAUGCGUUUCGCUCUGUUUGCUUUUCUAGCUCUGUGCCUGUUGGCAUUCGUCCUGGCCACUCCGGCCAAGGACACCAAGAAGCCGGCCGCCAACAGUUGCCAGCGAAACUGCGGUGAAGUCUACGAACCCGUUUGCGCCAAGGCCAAGAACAGCAGCAAGGAGCGACUGAUCACCUUCGGCAGCCCGUGCGUCAUGUCCAACUACAACUGCCAGCACGCCGAUGACCCAUUCGAGCAGAAGUCCAAGGGCGAGUGCGGCGGCGGAGUCAGCGUUCGUCUCUCCUAAAGACCCGUGUAGCAGUCCAAUCUUAAUUCGUAUUUACAACUAAACAUCUUUCACUAAUGGUGCAAUAAAAUAUUCAUGUACUUUUUAUUGCAA
Drosophila biarmipes is the source of this 505-nucleotide messenger RNA. Its product is annotated as vasotab. Lineage: Eukaryota; Metazoa; Arthropoda; Insecta; Diptera; Drosophilidae. The record is from RefSeq and is a predicted model, not a curated record. Gene Ontology annotation, molecular function: protein binding. The transcript has 3 exons. The coding region runs from base 128 to 412 and encodes 94 amino acids.